AGCAUUUUGAUUGGUUGAUUUUAGUUAUCGGCCCUCUGACUGCCCGAGUUGUGUAAUAAUGCAAUAAAUUCAAUAAUAACGUUUUCACAUUUCAGUGAAAGCACUCUGGAAACAUCUUCAACUGAUCUUCCCAUUCCAUCAAGAUGGGCCCAUCGGGUGGCUCCUGAGAAGAAAGCCCCUAAAGAAGCACCAUCCCAAGCACCCUCUAGACCAGGCGCUAUAAAAUUCACAGACAACUUGACACAACAUCACCUGCGUCCUGUUCCUCCUCCUGAGGAAGAUAUCUUGUAUCAAUGGAGACUGGCAAGAAAAAUGGAAAGAGCUCAAGAACAAGUGAAAAAACGGGGCCCUGCAAGAAGCACUUUUUUGUUAGGACCCUUCCAACCCAGAUUUGUUGGCAGUCGAGCAGAGGAGCCUCAAGGUGUGUCUGGUGAGGUGAGAAUACUUGAACCUACUUCAGCCCUAGGUCAGUCUCAGAGGGAUUUUCUCAAUCCACAAUCAGGAUUAGAAGUAUCAGAUCCUCCUUUGAGCGGGAUGCAAACAAAGCUUGCAACACCCUCAACACUUUCAGCUGACCAAGAAGCAAGAUCCACAAGGUUGAUACCACCUCAUCCCAGCACCACGCUUCUACCUGGAGCACCUGUGGCGAGUGCAGGUGCUGCACAGUGUUCUCAGCCUGUUACAGCAACUGCAAAUGAAGCUCAAGGAUCAGAACCAAGAAUGGGUGUGCCAUCUUCUGAACCAAUCACAAGACAAGAAAUUUUGGGGCCAGGGCAGUCUAGGCUUGUCCAAGAACAGGAGCAAUUUGAACUUGCAGAUGUACCCUCUCACGUGCAUCUUUCAUGUGAUAUCUUGCCAUGUCCUCAUCAAAAGGCUCUAAUUGAAAAAGGAAGGUCAGAUCCAGCAGUGAAACUCCCAUUGAGUUUCCCAGUAGUGGAGUUAAUGCAGGGAGAACUUGACUCACCAGAAAGAGAUCUCAACAGAGUUUACAAACCAAGUAGAAAAACACUGAGAGAAUCUCACAAAAAGCACCAGUUAAGGGGAAAAGAUGCAACUGACGACAAACAGAAGGGUCAAAUGAAGUCACCCCAAGCUGAACAAGAUGGGCAGAGAAAAAGGGCACAUCAAAAACAGAAACCAAAAAGGGAAGCCUCGCAGGAGGCUGGAGCCACUCAUGUGUUGAAUGGUGUUAUUGGAGAGGUUGUCUCAGAGAGACUCUUUGCCACUCCACAGUCUUCCUCAAGCAGUUUGAGUACAAGUGAUGAAAGCUUGCAGCAAGGAGAUUAUCACGAACUAUGCCACAAGGUCACUGAGGAAAAUUCCAAUCCUGAUAGCAACUCAGAUGAUAAUGAAUUCCCUGAUGAUGAAGUGUUGAAGAUCUUGCUUCAAAGACAGAGAGAGUAUAGAGACCAGCUUAGAGAAAUAGACAACAUCUUAAGAUAACAAUCUGGUGAUCAACCAUCAGCUCGUACAACAGAGCAAGACUGAGAUGAAAUUUUUAAAGUCUCAUGUUGUAAUAUGCUCUUUUCAAAGAGAAAUAGACAACAUCUUAAGACAACAAUCUGGUGAUCAACCAUCAGCUUGUACAACAGACGAAGACUGAGAUGAAAUUUAAAAGUCUCAUAUAUUGUAAUUUGCUCUUUUCAGAGAGAAAUAGACAACAUCUUAAGACAACAAUCUGGUGGUCAACCACCAGCUUGUACAACAAAGGAAGACUGAGAUGAUAUACAUUCUGUGAUAACUGCGUUAAAAGUAUUAAUAUUGAUCAAAUAAAAGUCUUUAGUUUGUUCACUGUAAAUAAAUAAUUUUCUGUAUGA
Messenger RNA from Stylophora pistillata, 1817 nucleotides. RefSeq lists its product as uncharacterized. NCBI's taxonomy places the organism in Eukaryota, Metazoa, Cnidaria, Anthozoa, Scleractinia, Pocilloporidae. The record is from RefSeq and is a predicted model, not a curated record.